CUUCAGCCUGAAGAUAGGAAAACAGGAGACGACCAUUCCGAUCAGAUACACGGAAUUGUUCGUAGAACCCUCUGCGGCAGCUAAUCUUAUUCCCCAAGCGAUUUCUGUUGUAACAUCCGCUGGUGACAAGCGCAAUGACGCAGAGAGUGUCGCUCUCGCCGAGCCAGCAUCCUCGCCACAAUCUGAGCACCUGCCUUCUCCUCCUCUCCCUCCUCGUCUUCUCGUCUCUCCACGCCACGUUGGCCUUUCGCUCCUCCGCGGGGCUCCGCGUGGACAAGCUGCGCGGAAUGAUGCGCGGAAAGAUGCAAGGCGGACGCUCGACCGGACAGCAGCAGCAGCAGCAGGGCGGCGGAAUUGGCGGAGGAGGUAUGGACGGCGGCGGAAUGGGCCGGGGGGGAAUGGGUGGCGGCGGAACGGGUGGCGGCGGAAUGGGUGGCGGAGGAAUGGGCGGCGGCGGAAUGGGCGGCGGCAGAAUGGGCGGCGGCGGAUUGGGUGGCGGCGGAAUGGGCGGCGGUGGAAUGGGCGGCGGCGGAAUGGGUGGGGGCGGAAUGGGAGGCGGCGGAAUGGGCAGCAGCGCAACAGGCGGCGGCGGAAUGGGCGGAGGUGGAAUGGGCGGUGGGGGAAUGGGCGGAGGCAUGGGUGGUGGAACGGGAGGGCGUGGCUCAGGGUCUUCUGCUCCAGGGUCGCAGGCAGCACCCGGCGGAAUCAGCAGCGGCAGAAUGGGUGGUGGAGGAAUGGGCGGCGGCGGAAUGGGCGGCGGCGGAUUGGGCGGAAUUGGCGGAGGUGGAAUGGGCGGUGGGGGAAUGGGCGGAGGCAUGGGUGGUGGAACGGGAGGGCGUGGCUCAGGGUCUUCUGCUCCAGGGUCGCAGGCAGCACCCGGCGGAAUCAGCAGCGGCAGAAUGGGUGGUGGAGGAAUGGGCGGCGGAGGGAUGGGCGUCGGAGGGAUGGGCGGUGGAGGAUUGGGCGGCGGAGGGAUGGGCGGUGGAGGUAUGGGCCGUGGAGGGAUGGGCGGCGGGGGAAUGGGCGGAGGGAUGGGCGAUGGCGGAAUGGGCGGCGGAGGUGUGGAUGGCUCCGGCUCGUUUGCUCCAGGGUCGCUGGCAGCACCCGGACUGGGCGGAUCUGGGAUAGGCAGCGGGAUUGGAGGAGGCAUGGGCGGACCUGGUGGGAGCAUGGGCGGACCUGGGGGCAGCAUGGGCGCACCUGGGAGCAGCAUGGGCGGACCUGGGGGCAGCAUGGGUGGACCUGGGGGCAGCAUGGGCGGACCUGGGGGCAGCAUGGGCGGACCUGGGGGCAGCAUGGGCGGACCUGGGUCAUCUGCUCCCGGAUCAGAAGGAGCCAUGAGUCAUGGGGGGAGCAUGGGCGGAGGCAUGGAUGGGGGUAUGGGAGGAGGCAUGGAUGGGGGUAUGGGCGGAGGCAUGGAUGGGGGUAUGGGCGGAGGCAUGGAUGGUGGUAUGGGCGGAGGCAUGGGGCGUUGAAUGGACAAAUGGAAGAAAAAAUUGCAAAGUGGACUGAUGCUCGCGACUUCUUUGGAGAUUAGGCAACGGUUGUAGGGGCCUCAGUCGCUUUGCGGGGCUCACAAUCACUGCCAGAACUUGGCCGCAGCAGCCCUGACAGUGACAGGCGCACGGAACUGUCUGUCGGUGCUGCUUCGUCCAAGAUCUUGACAGUCGGUGCAGUGCAGCCACUUGUGUAGUCACAUCGCCUUUCAUAAGAUCUAGUCUUUGAACAAAUGUGAUACCUCUCUGUGUUUUGGAAAAUGUGCGCUUUUUAUCCCCUCUCUUCCCGCUGAAGCAGAAGGAUGCUAGCUGUUAUGUAACAUCAUGAGAGAAAAACGAUAAGGUACAUUAUGUUAUGUCAUUAUUUCACAA
Closterium sp. NIES-67 is the source of this 1868-nucleotide messenger RNA. NCBI's taxonomy places the organism in Eukaryota, Viridiplantae, Streptophyta, Zygnematophyceae, Desmidiales, Closteriaceae. The record is from the annotation of a GenBank genome assembly.